AUGGCUCCUUUUAGAUCGCCAGAUACAAAACAUGAUAUUGCACUAGCACAAGAAGUGUCGGCAGCUAAACCAGUUGGUUCUCAAGAUUGGGAGAUUAUUGCAACAAGGUUAAGCACCUUAUUUUCUACUGAAGACAAACCAGUCGAGUCAAAGGCAGGGUGCGAUAAUUCAAUAUUUUUAGCCGUACCUGACUGGUACUCCGACAACUUUUGCCGCGUACCUGAUCUUGUACAAACUGAAGAGUCAAGACGUACCUAAAGCCCCGUUUACACUACGCUCAAUUUUUGGUACGGCACGGAUAAAAUUGGUACCCGUACCACUUUUUGGUUCUUGGACUACCUAUUUAGCUAAGCUUAAGCCCCGUUUACACCACGUUCAAUUUUUGGUACCGUACCACUGUUUGGUUCUUGGACUACCUAAAUAGGUAGUCCAAGAACCAAAAAAGUGGUACGGGUACCAAUUUUAUCCGUGCCGUACCAAAAAUUGAGCGUAGUGUAAACGGGGCUUAAGACUACUACCGAGUAAUGCGUUUUCAUACCUACGUAAAGUUUACUGGUCCAAAAGCAAAAAAUGUAAUGGCAUUUAUACAACAUAAUAUAACAGUUUUCAAAUCGUCGACGUUGUUACUCGAAUGCCAUCGCUCAUUUACAGUGGAUUUACCAAGGGUUCUAACAGUCUGACCUCAGCUACAUACAGUGUAGUUUUCCUCAUUGGGCCUAAGAAAAACCUGUGGUUCCGGUUUCAUAUCGCGAAAAAUUAGGUUAGGUAUAGGUAGAUAUUUUUUUCAUGGUUUUGGCGGUUUUUUGCUGGGCGAUUUUCAGUAGAGUCCCAACAUCAAUAUUAACUAGAAAUGCGUAGUUCCUACGGACGAAUUUAGGCAAUUUGGUUCAAUAAUUACGACAACAGUCGACAUUUUGGCACGCUGUACGAGCAGCCCGCAACCACCCGGAGAAAAUAGGGUCCUAAUGGGGUUCACGGGCAAAAAAAAAUAGGGUCGGUCGGGAAACCGGAACCACAGGUAUUUCUUUAUAGGCCUUGGUAUAGCAUUGGCAAUUAAGCCCAGGUCACCCCACACAACGGUAACGAUAACUUGUAAACAAGCGGUGAUUGGUCAAAAAAAUUAUAUUGGUGUCCACACUACAACGAAAAUGAUAAAAUUAUCGGCGUUUGACGAUAACGAUCUUAAAAUCGCUCACACGAGCGAUUUUUUUUUCAUUCGGGCGAUGACGAUAAAUUUUUUGAAUGAGCGCAAAGAUAACCUUUUGGCUUUUUUCAUCCCAAAGUAUGUCGGAUGCGUGGAAUUUACAUGUACAGCUAGAGUUACUGACGGUUUUGAAUACUUUGGCAUGUUUGCUAGUUAUUGCUAGAAGGAAAAUGUAAUACGCGAAUGGCAAAUUUCCGCGAACCUACGUGGUACUUGCCUAAAAACAAAGAAGUACCAGACCAUAAAUUUGGCGUACCUCCAGUACGUUGGUACGCGAAUUAUCGCACCCUGUAAAGCGUAGGGCAUGUAGGGAGAGAAUGCAGCGUUUGAUAGAGAAGUUUAAACAGGAAGAUGCCAGAUCCCUGAAGAGGUACUUAACAUUUAACUAAGCCCCUACUAAGGGGCUGUUUAUAUGAGAACUGAGAUAGCCGCUAAACGAGACAACCCAUGUACAGUAGGGUACUUACGUGUAGUUACUAGCUUUUAUGGUCAAAAUUUAAUUUAAUUAAUUUAUUAACUUUGCCCGCAUUAAAUUACAAUAACAAAACAGUGUGGCCGUUUCACCGCAACAGCUGAUUGCCAAUUACUGCGGGCCCAUUUCUAUGUGCUUAUAGUGGGCUGAGAUCUCACUUACCGGGAUGAAUUUUUUUCAUACAAUACAACUAUAAUCUGAACAAAAUUAACUCAUUAAGCUGCAUUGUAUUCCAAUGCACGGUACUUCGUCAUUUUUCCUGUCCAAUGCCAGACAAGUUCACUCCGCAAGGAGAGCACAAGCACUGGCACUCAUCGGCUUAAAGAAACUUUAAACAAAGUGAUCAAAAAAUUUAUGUAAUUUGUAUUUUUUGCAGAUCUGGAACUGAGGAAGAUUAUGGAGAGCUCAGUCAACUUCUCGAAGACAUUUCAACCUACCGCAGAGAUUGUAUUGAAGCAAAACAGAUUCAAAAAGAAAGAAAGAUGAAAAAAGAAGAGGCUGAUAGGAAACAAGCUGAACAUAUAAGAAACUCGGCAAUGGGAAAUUUAGGUAGUAGUACUAGUAGACUUAUUUAUGUUAAUUAUUAAUUACAUGUUGUUGGAGACAUUUAUUGGUUGCUAAGUUAAUUUACUCUCCUUUAACACCUGAAGAAUUACUAACUCAAGUCUCUGACAAAAAACACUAAUCAUUUUCAUUCUAUUUCAGUCCGGAAGCGGUCCCAAUUGAGUUUAUCUGCAGAUGAGUCAUCAGACGACAAUGAAAACAUUUCUUUAGAUGAGGGUGAAAAAAAUAACUCCCAAGAAAGGUAAUUUUUAUUUAAUGCAUAUAUGAUUUUUGUAUUUACAAUGGAAAUGAUAUAUGGAUUAACAAGCAUGUGAUUCUUUUUAGUUUCAAAUCAUACAGCCUUUAAAAUGUUUAGUACCAAACUUAAAGGGGGAGGUGAAGAACAGAAAUACAACAGGGAAUGACAGAGUAUCGUUCUCAAUAAAACCAGUCUAUUAUAUAUUGGAGUCUCUAAAAAUUUACACUCGAGAUUUCCAAGAGAUGUCCCAAACCCAGAUAUUUACCUAUAUUGACAUGCCUUACACAGGCAUCACCUUGGACUAUGCACUGUAGCUCAGUUUUUUAGAGCACUCCAACAUUUUUAGAAAAUUGAUUUCCCCCACAAUCCUUCAAAAAGUAUUCAAACCUGGGAAACAAGUUCUUGAUCUUAAUUUUUGCAGAAAAUUUCACAGAAUCUUUAAGACAAUAAAUUACAAAUUAAACAAUUUUACUGUAAAAUUGGAUCUUAGUUGCAUUAAUUUUAGUUGCACAUUCUAUCUUUUCUGAGGGUCUUUCUGAGGGUCUGUCUGAGGGUCCAGACACUUUCUCCAGAAUCCCAAUUAGGUCUACCCAUUAUCCAUGGUUUAACCGUGACCUCUAUUGUGCGAACAAUUUCUUUUGAAAGAAACACCAGCUAGUUGAAUGUACUCAUGAAAGAACGACACAUAAAUUUUUUAGUCUUAAAUGCAGGUUCUCACUUCCCAGAAAGAAAAUGAAACUAUUUGUGGGUUAUACUUUCUUGUUAAGGUUGUACAAAGAAAAAGAAGAAAUUUUCCAGUAUGAGUGCUUUGGAGAUGUUAAGUGACAAAUACAGGAAAAAAACAGAAUUGAAAGAGAAAGAAUUGAAUGUAAGAAUGUCCGACUUGGAGUUUGAGAAACAAAAGUUCAACCUUGAAUUAGAAGAAAGGAAGCAAAGACAUAAAAUGGAAACGGAAGAACGUCAAGAAAUGGUUGAACUUUUAAAGCAAAAACUCUAG
Paramuricea clavata is the source of this 3475-nucleotide messenger RNA. NCBI's taxonomy places the organism in Eukaryota, Metazoa, Cnidaria, Anthozoa, Malacalcyonacea, Plexauridae. The record is from the annotation of a GenBank genome assembly.